GAGAUUGAUAAUGGUGAUCAGUUCAGUCGAGCUCGAUCGACAAUAGCUUGUUUCGUAAGUUAUUCACAAUGUUCUUCAAGGGCUGCUGCAUCCCCGCGGUAAUGGCGAUCUGCGUCGUCGCUUCUGCGUUGGCUGAGGAAGAGAUCAUAGUUGUUCCCGAAGAGGAAGUGGUGGCACCGAGUGCGAGCAUCAAGUGGACAGGAGGAUCCUUCGAGUGGCCGUGUCCUACAACGAAGAGCAUGUUCAAGAACAACGGAAAAUAUAUCUCGAAGAACGUGAUCGCGACUAGGGCUGCCAUCUACAACAACGACGCCAUUGUGGCGCUUCCUAGAUUUAAGGCAGGAGUGCCAGCAACGUUGGCCAAGAUCUCCCUGAACGACCCUAACUGCCAAGCCACCUUGGUCCCCUAUCCCUGCUGGUCGGUUCAAGAAGAAGGGACUUGCAGUGCCUUGCAGAACGCCGUGGAUCUUUACCUGGAUCCACAGAACAUCCUCUGGGUCCUCGAUACUGGAGUAGUGAACACUCUAGAGGAGCCUGUCAGGAAAUGUCCACCGAAAGUCCUCGCGUUCAAUGUUGCAACUGGAAAGAAAUCACUCACAUCCUCCCUCAUUUCUGCCGCAGCUGGUGAAGACGGUGGACCUGUCCGGUCUGACGAGUCCGAUGUCCCGGCUGCAAUACGUGGUGUCGGACUACAGCCAGGACGGGCGGGUGUUCAUCUACGUGUCCGACGCUGCCACAAGGGCCAUCCUGGUCUACGACGUGACUUUCGGCCGUGGAUACCGCGUGGUCCUCCCGCAGGCGGUUACUUUGGGCUGUACCCGUCGAGACGUGUUGUACCUUGGCCUUCUCCGUCGGUCAGACGGCAGCACCUGUUUGGUCUUCACCUACCUGAGCAGCAGCAGGCUGUUCUCGAUCAGAACCGAGCACUUGAGAAAUGGCUACGCGCACGGCCGUAUCCACGAUCUUGGCCCCAAGCCGAGGAAGAUGGUCCUCUUGGGCACAGACAACGGCAGCGCCCUCUUCUUCCGCUACGAGGGCGAGUCAGACGUCUACAGGUGGGACGCCGGCAAUACCUUCGAUCCCCGCAACUUCCAGCUGGUCUACACCAGCCCAGAAUGCUCCCUUGCGACUCAUGUGGCCGCAGAUUACGCCAGAAGCAGGAUGCGAGUGCUAGAAUCCAACUUUCCCGAUUAUAUGCAAGGAACCGUUGGUUGCGGCGCUAGCCAGGCGCUUAGUCUUAUGUAACUGUCUGCUAGACAGUUGGGUGUCGACGAGAUAAACCCGUGUUGAU
Molecule: messenger RNA, 1291 nt
Organism: Nomia melanderi (Alkali bee)
Lineage: Eukaryota; Metazoa; Arthropoda; Insecta; Hymenoptera; Halictidae
Gene: yellow-g2
Product: L-dopachrome tautomerase yellow-g2
Cellular component (GO): extracellular region
Source: RefSeq, a predicted model, not a curated record